This is a messenger RNA of Sitodiplosis mosellana (orange wheat blossom midge), 2285 nucleotides long. It is a transcript of the gene Mccc2, whose product is annotated as probable methylcrotonoyl-CoA carboxylase beta chain, mitochondrial. Gene Ontology annotation, cellular component: mitochondrion; methylcrotonoyl-CoA carboxylase complex. Gene Ontology annotation, molecular function: methylcrotonoyl-CoA carboxylase activity. Gene Ontology annotation, biological process: L-leucine catabolic process. The record is from RefSeq and is a predicted model, not a curated record. The transcript is spliced from 6 exons. Lineage: Eukaryota; Metazoa; Arthropoda; Insecta; Diptera; Cecidomyiidae. Bases 561 to 2240 code for a protein of 559 amino acids.
UCACUCGAAAAUUUAUUUUUAUCAAUUCAUUAAUGUAAAAAUUGCAAAAAAUGGUUAAUCAUUUUCGAAAUAUUUGCUAGUAUUUGCGAUAACUAUUUGACCCAUUAGUAAAUUUUAGUACUAAUCAAUUUCAAAUAUGGGACGUUAUCAUAUAUGCUUAUGUGAUGACAUUAUUUUCAAACAACAAACAUUUUCUUCUUUCAUUCUACCCACAAUUUUCAUUUUCAUCUCAUUCGAACACAAACACACAAUUCUAAUCGCUUGUUCAUUAUCUAUACGUUAUCUAUAGUUUUUUCCACACGUCGUUGAUUAUAUGAUUUUACUGUUUUUGUAUAAGAAAAUUUUGUAGACGUCAUGAUGCUACAUUUUUAAUCACAUCAUUGGCCAGUCAGAAUUUAUUUUUACAUUAUAGAUACAUUAAUAAAAUGAAGACGAAACUUGAGUAAUACGCAUAUCAUUUUCGCUGUUCCAAUCAGUUAUCUACUUUUUUUAAUCGCAUAAUAUAUUUGUGGUUUUGCUUUGGAGAAAAUAAAUUUUUGAGAUUAUUCAUUUCAUGAAAGAUGAUGAUGCGACUCUCCUCUUUCGGAUUCAUGAAGUCCUGUAAGCGAUUCAUGCAAUUUGACACGGCCAAUAAAAUCGAAACUAAAAUCGAGAAAUCCAGAAAGUACCAGGAGAAUUUUGAACACAUGAAUACUCUGGUUGCAAAUUUGAAGAAACGGACAGCAGAUGCUUCACACGGAGGCAGUGUUAAAGACAUCAAACGACAUAUAUCAAACGGGAAACUUUUAGUGAGGCAUCGAAUUGAACGCCUAAUCGAUCAUGGUUCGCCUUUUCUCGAACUAAGCCCAUUGGCUGGGUAUAGACUCUAUGAUGAUAAUGAAAUAAACUGUGGUGGAAUUUUAACUGGAAUUGGGAGAAUUCAUGGCACUGAAUGUAUUGUUAUUGCAAAUGAUGCCACUGUCAAGGGUGGCACAUAUUAUCCCAUUACAGUUAAGAAGCAUUUACGUGCCCAGGAAAUUGCUUUAGAGAACAAUUUGCCUUGUAUUUAUUUGGUAGAUUCAGGAGGUGCAUUUUUACCUUUACAAUCGGAUGUGUUUCCGGACAAAACACAUUUUGGUCGAAUUUUUUAUAAUCAAGCUAAUAUGUCCGCACGGGGCAUCCCACAGAUAUCAGUUGUAAUGGGCAGUUGUACUGCCGGUGGAGCAUACAUUCCCGCCAUGGCUGACGAAAGUAUUAUUGUUAAAAAAAACGGGACUGUGUUUCUUGCUGGACCACCUCUCGUGAAAGCUGCUACAGGUGAAACGAUUUCUGCUGAAGACCUAGGUGGUGCAGAUCUUCAUUGCAAAAUUUCUGGUGUGACAGAUCACUAUGCAGUUGAUGAUGAGCAUGCUCUUUGCAUUGCCAAAAACGUUAUAGCAAAUUUGAAUAGAUCAACAACAAAAAGUAUCAAUAACUCCAUCAUCGAGGAGCCGUGCUAUGAUCCAAUUGAAAUGUAUGGAAUCGUCGAGUCUGACUUGACAAAAUUGUACGAUGUUCGAGAAAUAGUAGCGCGUAUUGUUGAUGGUAGUAGAUUCGAUGAAUUCAAAAGACUUUAUGGUGAGACACUUGUAUGUGGUUUUGCACGUAUUUAUGGACAACUGGUCGGAAUCGUUGGCAAUAAUGGAGUGAUACUUCCAGAUAGUGCUUUGAAGGGAGCCCAUUUCGUUCAGCUUUGCUGCCAGAGACAAAUUCCGAUUAUUUUUCUUCAAAACAUCACAGGGUUUAUGGUUGGUUCUCAAGCGGAAGCCAAUGGGAUAGCAAAAAACGGUGCCAAAAUGGUUACAGCGGUUGCCUGUGCAAAUGUACCAAAGAUAACCGUCAUAAUAGGAGGCUCAUACGGUGCAGGAAAUUAUGGCAUGUGUGGACGUGCAUAUUCACCACGUUUUCUCUUUACGUGGCCAAAUUCUCGAAUUUCUGUAAUGGGAGGAGCACAGGCGGCAAACGUUCUAGUUCAAAUAGCAGAAGAUCAAAACAAACGUUCCGGUGAAUCCAACUCAUGGAGUGAGGAAAAAGCGAACCAAAUUAUAAAACCCAUUAUUGACCAAUUCGAGAAGGAAGGAUCACCGUACUAUAGUACAGCACGUUUGUGGGAUGACGGCAUUAUUGAUCCUGCGGAUACUAGAAGAAUUCUGGGACUAAGUUUACAAGUAGUGAAGAACAGCAGCAUUAGUGAAACGAAGUUCGGUGUGUUUCGAAUGUAGCAAAUAAAUAUCUUAAUAAAAUAUUUUUUACUUUUUUUAUGCAAA